AUGAAAGAAGAGAAGUUCGAACAGCCCGGGCAGGCGCCAUUGCCGUUCAUGGAGAUGUUCGAGGGAUUCCGAGCAGAGCUGGACGAGCACCACGACCGACGCGAAAGAAUCAUCAAAGCGUCGCGCGACAUCACCGCCGCAAGCAAGAAGAUCAUCUUCACUCUACAAAGGGUUCGGACGCUUGGUCAAUCAGUCCCUCCGUUCGUUGUCAAAGGCAACGCACAAUACUGGGAGAUUAUCGAAAAGCAGUAUCAGCACAUUGCUGCCGAUGUCCAGGGCCUGAAUGCUUUCCGCUACCCUCAAAUCACAGGCGGCAACCAGGAGUUCAUGGAAGCACUGAGCUUCCACCAUUACCUGGAGACGCAAACGCUUAUCUCGUAUGAUGACGCCAAAGCCCGCGUAGCUUCUAUGAGCGGCGACACUGGAGCAGUACUGCUGACUCCGGAGGACUACAUCCUCGGCAUCUUCGACAUGGUGGGCGAGCUGAUGCGCUUCUCGAUCACAGCCAUGGCCACCAACGGCAAACUGCCAGCAGGCAAGCCCAAGAAGGAAGUCCGGUCCGCCAAGAAGGAGGAAUCCGAGGACCAGGGCGCAGACAAAAUGGAUGUUGACGAGCAGACGCCAGCAGCAACGCCGGCCGAAGAACCGCGCAAUGUCCUUUCGGACCUCCGAGCAUUGCGACUACAGCUCGAGAUCUUCGAGCCGGGAGGCGGAAAGUUUGGAGCGGACGUGAAGAAAAAGGCGGAUGUCAUGAGGGAAUGCGUGGACAAGGUCGAAAAGGCGCUGUAUCAGCUCACGGUGCGUGGCACUGAGCGGCCAAAGGGCUGGGUGCCCGACGUGAGAGAGGAGAGGCGGCCUGAGCUGGAAAGCUACUAG
This is a messenger RNA of Paraphaeosphaeria sporulosa, 876 nucleotides long. Its product is annotated as Translin. The record is from RefSeq and is a predicted model, not a curated record. The coding region runs from base 1 to 876 and encodes 291 amino acids. Lineage: Eukaryota; Fungi; Ascomycota; Dothideomycetes; Pleosporales; Didymosphaeriaceae. Gene Ontology annotation, cellular component: cytoplasm; nucleus. Gene Ontology annotation, molecular function: sequence-specific DNA binding; RNA endonuclease activity; RNA binding. The transcript is spliced from 3 exons.